AUGCCACCAAUUGACUACUCGACAUGGGACGUAUUCACAGACUUGGACUCUGAUCAAGAAUUGCCUCCUCAGGUCUCAAAGCCAGCUCAAGCCGCGAAAACUACGCUGUCGACUUCAGCUGCCACAUCCACCAUCGCAACCUCCACUUCCCCGACGCCCUCUUCCAACAACACAAUCAAGGCCGUGAUCGUGCGGUGCGGGGGAGACAUUAGGGGACGACCAUGGGAAGCGACAACCAUACCCUCGGACCACGCUGUCUUCAACAAAAGUGUCCCGCCAGUCGCUGCCUUGCUCGAUCUCCUCAUCGUCAUCCACCGACUGGGAACGCGUGACAACGGGCAGUUUCGCAACAUUGAAAAUCAGGCCAUCACUCAUCUCAAUGCCGAAACGAAAUCGGGACUUGCACCACCUCAGUGGCAGUCGGGUAUUGGCAGUGUGAUUGUGGCUCGCAAAGACAGAAAGUCCCUCUCGCCGGAACACUACUAG
Molecule: messenger RNA, 486 nt
Organism: Penicillium manginii
Lineage: Eukaryota; Fungi; Ascomycota; Eurotiomycetes; Eurotiales; Aspergillaceae
Product: ectomycorrhiza-upregulated zf-mynd domain-containing protein
Exons: 2
Coding region: 1-486 (161 amino acids)
Source: RefSeq, a predicted model, not a curated record